AUGAAGCCAACACCUGUAAUGGACGGCGUUGUUGUAUUCUCUUCGUGUACAGUCGAUGUCGUACGCAAUGUAUUUCCUCCUGAUUUUGUGUACCCAAAACACUUCGGGGAGUAUUGCAACGAAGAAAAGGUCCUCGAAUUCCAAGUCGCAAUAUUCACUGACGACAAGAACAACAGACAAUACGGCCAUCUCAUUGGCAUCGACAACCAACUUUCUCUGAUUGUGUUUACAACCAAACUUUGGGUGUCUUUCUUUCGAUACUUCAUGGCAAAAUUGGCCGAGACGUAUAAACAAGACCAGAAACAGUUUGAACGGACCGUCGACUAUUUCCUGCACUACAAAGUCUCCCCAUCAACUACUUACAUCAGCCACCCUGCGUCUAAUGUGCUGUUUGGCCCAAUCCCACCUCGGAGCGGGAUAUAUACAGACGCGUUUGGCUACUUGGCUUCUAUUGACAAAAACACUUUGCGGUGUUUGUUAGUGUCGAUCCUCAACGAGCGGCGAAUUGUCGUUGUCGGGAAUACCAACACCGAAAUUUCAGUUGCCGUUUUAUUGUUACUGGAAGUGAUCGAGCCGUUUGAAUGGGUCCACCUCCUCAUAACGCAUUUGCCAAGUUCAAUGAAGUCGAUCACACAAAGUCCGAUGCCUUACAUCAUCGGGAUGUGUCGCGCCGACUUCUUUGAAAUAAAUAACGACGUCAUAGUCUUCGACGUGAACAGCAAAACAAUCAAAUCGACUGACGUUACCACAACGCAAAAGGACAUCGACCUCUUUCCAAAGAAACUGUUCGACCAACUCACAGACGCGAUUGAAGAAAUCGAUAAGAUGCCAAAAACGCAGAAAGAGAAGAGGGAGCUUUAUAAAAUUAAAUUCACACAAUUCAUUUGGGCAAUCAUUGAGCAAGUCAACAAAGAGGUCGAGUUAUCGUACGAAAACGAUAAAGUAGUUGGCAAAUUUAACGAAGACAGCUUUAUUAAAAAUUCGGACUCGGACGUCCAGGAGUUCCUGAAAAUCUUCAAACGCACGUCGCUCCUCAGAAACUUUGUCGACAGAAUUGUAAAUGACUUCGCCGCCCAUCCCCUCCAGUCUCACUUUAAAUAA
This is a messenger RNA of Entamoeba invadens IP1, 1101 nucleotides long. RefSeq lists its product as hypothetical. The coding region runs from base 1 to 1101 and encodes 366 amino acids. Gene Ontology annotation, cellular component: cytosol; intracellular membrane-bounded organelle. Gene Ontology annotation, molecular function: guanyl-nucleotide exchange factor activity; phosphatidylinositol phosphate binding. Gene Ontology annotation, biological process: endocytosis; endocytic recycling. The record is from RefSeq and is a predicted model, not a curated record. NCBI's taxonomy places the organism in Eukaryota, Evosea, Mastigamoebida, Endamoebidae. The transcript has 2 exons.